Molecule: messenger RNA, 462 nt
Organism: Chaetura pelagica (chimney swift)
Lineage: Eukaryota; Metazoa; Chordata; Aves; Apodiformes; Apodidae
Product: syntaxin-3-like
Exons: 5
Coding region: 1-462 (153 amino acids)
Biological process (GO): exocytic insertion of neurotransmitter receptor to postsynaptic membrane; intracellular protein transport; synaptic vesicle fusion to presynaptic active zone membrane
Cellular component (GO): SNARE complex; presynaptic active zone membrane; synaptic vesicle
Molecular function (GO): SNAP receptor activity; SNARE binding
Source: RefSeq, a predicted model, not a curated record
AUGGAGAGGAACAUCGAGCAGGAUGAGGCCAGGUCCUCCGCUGACCUCCGGAUACGCAAGUCCCAGCACUCCGUCCUGUCCCGCAAGUUCGUGGAUGUGAUGACCAAGUACAACGAGGCGCAGGUGGAUUUCCGGGAGCGCAGCAAGGGCCGGAUCCAGCGGCAGCUCGAGAUCAGUGCGUGGCCCCGCCCCCUCCUCCCGGGCCCCAUCAUGGAGUCGCAGAUCUCGAAGCAGGCGCUGAGCGAGAUCGAGGGGCGGCACAAGGACAUCGUGCGGCUGGAGAGCAGCAUCAAGGAGCUGCACGACAUGUUCGUGGACAUCGCCAUGCUGGUGGAGAACCAGGGAGCCAUGAUCGACCGCAUCGAGAACAACAUGGACCAGUCGGUGGGCUUUGUGGAGCGUGCCGUGGCCGACACCAAAAAGGCUGUGAAGUACCAAAGUGAGGCCAGGAGGCUCGUUUGA